This is a messenger RNA of Archocentrus centrarchus (flier cichlid), 977 nucleotides long. It is a transcript of the gene ndufs3, whose product is annotated as NADH:ubiquinone oxidoreductase core subunit S3. The transcript has 7 exons. The record is from RefSeq and is a predicted model, not a curated record. Gene Ontology annotation, molecular function: NADH dehydrogenase (ubiquinone) activity. Lineage: Eukaryota; Metazoa; Chordata; Actinopteri; Cichliformes; Cichlidae. Gene Ontology annotation, cellular component: respiratory chain complex I. The coding region runs from base 68 to 853 and encodes 261 amino acids.
GUCCACGAGGGGGCGACAGGCCGAUAACAGUCUCCUUUCGGCCAGAAGAAGAAACCUCAGAGACAAAAUGGCGGCGUCGUUGGUGCGGUUUGUCCGCGGAGGUCUCGGAAGGAGUUUUAACAUUGCGCGGACGUCGUGCCUCCUGCAGCAGCAGACCAGACUGCAGGGCUCCAGCACCGAGUCCAGGCCUACUGUCAGGCCCACGGAUGCUGUCACUCACAACCAGCUAACAGCAUUUGGGGAGUAUGUGGCAGAGAUGAUGCCCAAAUAUAUUCAGCAGGUCCAGGUGACCUGUUACAAUGAACUGGAGGUGAUGAUCCAUCCUGAUGGAGUGGUCCCUGUGCUGACCUUUUUGAGGGACCACACCAACGCUCAGUUCAGGAACAUGAUUGACCUGACAGCUGUCGACAUCCCGACACGACAGAACCGCUUUGAGAUUGUGUACAACCUGCUGUCGCUGCGCUACAACUCCCGCAUCCGCGUCAAGACCUACACAGAUGAGUUGACACCGGUGGACUCCGCCGUCCCCGUCCACAUGGCUGCCAACUGGUACGAGAGGGAGGUGUGGGACAUGUUUGGGGUUUUCUUCGCCAACCAUCCAGACCUGAGGCGAAUUCUGACUGACUAUGGCUUUGAGGGUCACCCCUUCAGGAAGGACUUCCCUCUGUCAGGAUACGUGGAGGUCCGUUAUGAUGAUGAGUUGAAGCGUGUGGUGGCAGAGCCUGUGGAGCUGGCACAGGAGUUCAGGAAGUUUGACCUGAACACGCCCUGGGAGGUGUUCCCCGCCUACCGGGAUCCCAAAGAGGAUUCACCCAAGCUGGAGGCUGGUGAUAAGGCCCCCGAGAAGAAGUGAUGUCCUCCUGUUUAGCCGGCACACCCUUCAUCACCGUGUUCUGUUUUUGUGUUAUUCUGGGACUCCGGUCCCUCAAGAAUCCUGAUAUUUAUGUAAAUAAAGAUACUAGUAAAACAUUUUUAAA